Messenger RNA from Lobosporangium transversale, 459 nucleotides. Its product is annotated as RNA polymerase I. Gene Ontology annotation, cellular component: RNA polymerase II, core complex; RNA polymerase III complex; RNA polymerase I complex. The transcript is spliced from 3 exons. Bases 1 to 459 code for a protein of 152 amino acids. Gene Ontology annotation, molecular function: DNA-directed RNA polymerase activity. Gene Ontology annotation, biological process: DNA-templated transcription. Lineage: Eukaryota; Fungi; Mortierellomycota; Mortierellomycetes; Mortierellales; Mortierellaceae. The record is from RefSeq and is a predicted model, not a curated record.
AUGGCGGCCAAGGAUAAUGUUCUCUUUUCAGAUAUCUUUGACAUCAAGGAUGUUGAUGGUGCUGGCAGGAAGUUCGACAAGGUCUCUCGCAUUAACGCCCGUAGUGAGAAUUAUGAAAUGGAGUUGACACUGGAUAUCAACAACGAGCUUUAUCCUCUGGAGAUUGGCGAAAAAUUCUCGCUUGUCUUGGCUACAUCUUUAUCUCUCACCACUGCUGUUGGAAAUGAUACCACAGGAACACAAGAGAGUUGGCGUGAGAAGGUCGGAGGCGAAAGAACCUUGGCAGAUGAUUAUGAAUAUGUCAUGUAUGGCAAGGUUUACAAGUAUGAUGAAGGCCAGGGAAGUAAAGUCUCUGUUUAUAUUUCAUAUGGAGGUCUGUUGAUGUGCUUGGAGGGAGAUUUUAGGCACUUACAGAACAUUAGCUUGGGUGAGAAUCUGUACCUAUUAAUGCGCAAGUAG